This is a messenger RNA of Lucilia cuprina (Australian sheep blowfly), 2200 nucleotides long. It is a transcript of the gene Cnx99A, whose product is annotated as calnexin. Gene Ontology annotation, biological process: protein folding. The record is from RefSeq and is a predicted model, not a curated record. Gene Ontology annotation, cellular component: endoplasmic reticulum membrane; endoplasmic reticulum. Lineage: Eukaryota; Metazoa; Arthropoda; Insecta; Diptera; Calliphoridae. The transcript is spliced from 12 exons. Gene Ontology annotation, molecular function: calcium ion binding. The coding region runs from base 177 to 2012 and encodes 611 amino acids.
ACAUUUUUUUGUCCACUUUUUUCAACCACUUUUAUUUUAUCUUUCUUCGUGUGCCACCAUUUUUUCAUUUCUACUAGUUUUUUAGAAAAUUUCAUUGAGUAAACUGUAACAAUUGAUAAAAGCGUUCGAUAGUAUUAUCCAUUACACCGGAGCAACUGCAGCAAAUAAACAACACAAUGCGAAAAACGCAUUAUACAUCAAUAGCGCUUUUAUUAGCGGUGAAUCUUUUAAUUGGACCACAAUUCAUAAAUACGGUCAGUGGAGCAGAAGAGGAACAAGAUUUCGAUGAUGGUGUUGUGGAAGAUUUACAAGAUGAUACUCCCUCUGUUUUAGCCACCGAUGAUGAGGGCAAGGAAAUCGUUUAUGAAAGUCCCAAAUAUGAUCCCAGUAAAUUCUAUUUCAUUGAUCAUUUUGAUUAUGUUGAUAAAUCUCAAAAACUCUGGGUAAAAUCUCAGGCUAAAAAAGAUGAUAUUGCUGAAGAAAUAGCUAAAUAUGAUGGCGUUUGGAGUUGGGAACCACCACAACGUAUUGUUUGGAAAAAUGAUAUUGGUUUAGUAUUAAAAUCAAGGGCCAAACAUGCGGCUAUUGCCUCAAAAUUAAUGAAACCAUUUACCUUUAAAGAGGACAAACCAUUGGUGGUACAAUACGAAGUUACUUUACAGGAGGGUCAAGAAUGUGGUGGUUCAUACAUAAAAUUAUUGUCUGCCGGUAAAGCCACUGAUGACCUUACAAAGUUCAAUGAUAAAACUCCCUACACCAUUAUGUUUGGUCCCGACAAGUGUGGCAAUGAUAUUAAAAUGCAUUUCAUUUUCCGCCAUGUUAAUCCAAUUAAUGGCAGCAUUACUGAAAAGCAUUGCCGUAAAGCCAAGGACCGUUUGGAGGAACCUUUCAAAGAUAAAUUGCCACAUUUGUAUACCUUGAUUGUACGUCCUGAUAAUUCCUAUGAAAUCCGUGUUGAUCACAAAGUUAUUAAUGAGGGCUCUUUAUUAAAUGAUUUUACUCCUGCUGUCAAUCCACCACGUGAAAUUGAUGAUCCUGAGGAUAAGAAACCUGAAGAUUGGGAUGAACGUGAAAAGAUACCAGAUCCUUCUGCUCAAAAACCCGAUGAUUGGGAUGAUGAUGCACCUCCACAAAUUCCAGAUCCCACAGCUACCAUGCCAGAAGGUUGGUUAGAAGAUGAACCUGAAAUGAUUCCCGAUCCAUCUGCCGUCAAACCUGAUGAUUGGGAUUCUGAUAUGGAUGGUGAAUGGGAAGCUCCUCUCGUAGAUAAUCCAGUAUGUGAAAAGGCUGUUGGCUGUGGCAAAUGGAAAGCUCCCUUAAUCGCUAACAAAGAAUACAAAGGUAAAUGGCGUGCACCUAUGAUUGAUAAUCCUAACUACAGAGGCAAAUGGACACCAAGACAAAUCUUAAAUCCAGAUUUCUUUGAAGACUUAACACCCUUUAAAAUGACACCCAUAUCUGCUAUUGGUAUUGAAUUAUGGUCCAUGUCUAAUGACAUCUUAUUCGACAAUCUCAUUAUAACCGAUGACAUUGAGGUAGCCACAGAUUAUGCUGCCAAAACGUUUGAUAUUAAACGUCAAUUUAUUGACAAAGAAUCUGAUACAUUUUUAAAUAAAAUUAUAGCUUAUGGCAAAGAGAAUCCUUGGGGCUGGCGUAUUGCCAUUGUUCUUAUUGUAGCACCAUUGGCAUUCUCAUUGUAUCGCUUCUUAAGUAAAGGAGGCAAAAAGGAUACUACUGCUGAUGCUAAGAAAACUGAUGCUCCUCAGCCAGACGAUGAUGAUGAUGUUGCCCCUGAGUUAGUUGCUGAUGAGACAAAAUCUAGUCCCAAAAAGAAAAAGUCUGAUUUAGAUGUUAAAAAUGAUAAUGGUGCAGGCACCGCCGAUGAAAAUAAUGAAGAUUCUAGUGAAGGUUCUAUGCCUUCCGAAGAGUUAGAUAGUGGAGAUGUUGAAAAAGAGACUGAGGAAAAAUCAUCGAAAACCCGUAAACGCCGUGUGCGUAAAGAUGAAUCCUAAUUUUUCUUUUAAAAUAACACCAAAUCAACACAAUAACAAAAAAUCCAUUUAGUACUUUUCUCAUUUAUUUUUAAAUUUAUAAGAAAAAAUCCAAAAACAAGAAAUGGCAGCAAUUCCAUAGCAAAAACUAGUAAAACAAAUUGUUGCAUUAAGAAAUAAACUAGAAAAUCAAACAAAAACAACAACAA